Strongylocentrotus purpuratus (purple sea urchin) is the source of this 2221-nucleotide messenger RNA. RefSeq names its product tyrosine-protein phosphatase Lar-like. The coding region runs from base 23 to 1855 and encodes 610 amino acids. Gene Ontology annotation, molecular function: protein binding. NCBI's taxonomy places the organism in Eukaryota, Metazoa, Echinodermata, Echinoidea, Camarodonta, Strongylocentrotidae. The transcript is spliced from 9 exons. The record is from RefSeq and is a predicted model, not a curated record.
UGUACACUUAUCAGCUCCUGGAAUGCCAGUUAUUACAGAGCUUACCCCGCAUCAGGAAGACAGUGGCACUACUGGUCUAACAGUAUCAUGGCAACCUCCUUCCUCACCUCCAUGCCAGCCUACAUACUAUGAAAUCAAGUACUAUAUUCUUCAAGGCGAUAUGUGUGAGGAUAACUCGAGGGAUCGUAUAAUGACUUCAGCAGGGACCGUCAAUGGUUCAACUUUCACCUUCAAUGUCCUGGAGUUGCGUCCCAACUCUGAGUACAUGGUGUUCGUGAGAGGCAGAACCAGUAGCGGUUAUGGUGAUUCGGAUUCCCAAUCAGCUAUUACAGGAUAUUCAUAUCCUGCCGGUCCUCCAACCAAUAUUCAGCCAACUAUCACCAGGAUGCGCAAUAUUAUCUUCACUUGGGAGAAACCAGAAUGUGGUUAUCGGAAUGGACCAAUCUCGAGCUACGAAGUUAUGUUCUUCAAUUCUGCAGGAGACGUGGUUUAUCAUGGUAAUGUGUCAGGACCUCCGCAUGAGAUCUCUGACCUCAUCUCCUAUUCGAAUUACAGCAUUAGUAUCAGAGCUUGGAACUAUGAACUAGCAGGGGUGUAUAGUCUACCGAUUUGGGCACAGACAAAUGAAGCAAGACCCGCAAGUGUAGAAGCCCUACAAAUGUCACCUUCAACCACACAAAUUGAAGUAAGCUGGGAACCGUCAUCUAGUCCAAGCUCCGCUGACUACUAUAUCAUACGCUACAGUCUCUAUCAGAAGCUUGCCUGCCAAUCACCAGAAACCACCCCAACAGAGUUUGAAGUGAACACCAACGUCACACAAUACAAUAAUCUAGUGGGGUUGGAGCCUUACUCGCGAUACAAGAUCACCGUUACAGCUGUACAUGGUGCCGGGCAGAGUGAACCCACGAUCGACUAUUCAGAUACCAGGCCAGGAGCACCGUCCAACAUUACAAAUGUCAGGGUUAACCCAGAAAGGACGUCUCCAACAAGAAUAGGAUUCACCUGGCAACCUCUCAACUGUAGAAAUGUCAAUGGAGUGUUCUGGUACUACCAUGCAAGAAUCUACAAGGAUGGUUAUAGAAGUUAUGGAAUGGCUGGGAGGGCGUACUUGGAUGAUGACUUUUCACACUCUUCAGUAGAGUUCAAUGGUCUUGUGGCGUGCACCAUGUAUGAACUGAAUAUCUAUGCCUGCAACCAUGAUGACGUGUCAAAUACUUGUGGAAAUCUGUCUCAUGCUAUCGGUGUAACAGGAGUUACUUUCACAAGUGCAUCCGCUUAUGCAACCGGGAAUCAACUAAGAGUGACGUGGAGUGUUCCGUCUCAAUGCAAUGUGGAUUACUACAAACUAUCAUAUCAGCUCAUCUCACGUAAGGCAUGUCAAGAUGUUCCUGUUAUAGAUGCUCAGGUCUACGAACUCAACGUCACAUCAGUUUCCACAGAUGUCACUAAAUACAUUUCGAACUUGGAAUAUUACGCCACGUAUAGCAUCUCCAUCAUAGCUGUGAUAAGGAGAGCAGAGAGUGUACCUAUGAAUGUUAGUGGAGACACAUUGGCUGGAGGUCCUACUGGUUACCCUACUAAUAUCCAGUCUACUUCCACCAAUAAACGCAGUAUUGUGUUUAAUUGGGAGACACCAGAUUGUGGUAAUCGAAAUGGACCAAUCUCAAGCUACGAAGUUAUGCUCUCCAAUUCUACAGGAGACGUGGUUUAUCAUGGUAAUGUGUCAGCUAGCGCAGAACCUGAGCAUGAGAUAUUUGAACUCAUACCCUCUUCGAAUUACAGCAUUAGGAUCAGAGCUUGGAACUAUGAACUAGCAGGGGAGUAUGGUCCAGCGAUUUGGGUACAGACAGAUUAAACAAAUUAUCAACCCAGAACCCACCAACAACCCACCAACAUCGUCGACAUCCUUGUCAUGUAGUCCAGAGAUACCUACGAUAAUGAUGAUCAGGGAUUUGUCCGAAGCAUUAUGGGCCAUGACCUGCAUGGUGGUAAUAAUGCGGACUGUAAUGAUGAUUAGGCUUGUUGCAUUCACAUUCACAUCGAUUGGAGACAUUGAACUGGGGCUCACAUUGCAAUUAAUUUUGAGGAUUUACUCAAACCCUGGAGUCUCAAUCUAUAACACAUGGAUAAAUAGCAUUCACAAUUGGGAGACAUUGAUAAAAAGGAGUCGGGCUAACUCGGACCGGAAAGGUUUAGGGUUAGAGUUAGGGUUAGAGUUAGG